Messenger RNA from Emys orbicularis (European pond turtle), 960 nucleotides. RefSeq names its product odd-skipped related transcription factor 1 (gene OSR1). Gene Ontology annotation, cellular component: nucleus. Lineage: Eukaryota; Metazoa; Chordata; Testudines; Emydidae. The coding region runs from base 1 to 960 and encodes 319 amino acids. Gene Ontology annotation, molecular function: RNA polymerase II transcription regulatory region sequence-specific DNA binding; DNA-binding transcription factor activity, RNA polymerase II-specific. Gene Ontology annotation, biological process: embryo development; regulation of transcription by RNA polymerase II; urogenital system development. The record is from RefSeq and is a predicted model, not a curated record. The transcript is spliced from 3 exons.
AUGGAGUGCGUGGAUCCAGGUCCGGCGGGCUGGAUCGGUGAAUCUAGCCUGGGGAGUGGAUCCUGCCAAGGAUGCUGGGAGAAGGCUGAGCCCGGGUUAAAUGGGUCUUAUCCGCGAGUGGAUUCUUCGCCGACACUCGCCUUCCCUUCUCCGAGAUCCUCCUCCCCAGUGGCCACCAUGGGAAGUAAGACUCUGCCGGCCCCAGUGCCCAUUCACCCCUCCCUGCAGCUCACUAACUACUCCUUCCUCCAAGCGUUCAACGGGCUGCCCGCGGUGCCCUCGGACCACCUGCCCAACCUGUACGGCUUCAGCGCCCUGCACGCCGUUCACCUGCACCAGUGGACAUUGGGUUACCCAGCCAUGCAUUUGCCUCGCUCUUCCUUCUCCAAGGUGCCCGGGGUGUCCAGCUUGGUGGACGCCAGGUUCCAGCUGCCUGCCUUCCCUUUGUUCCCACACGUCAUCCAGCCCAAGCAAGAAGCCACCAGCGUGCCCCUCAAAGCCAAACCCCGGUUUGAUUUUGCCAACCUAGCUGUGGCCGCCACCCAAGAGGAUCACUCUAAACUGGGCCAGGCGGACAGCCAGAGCUCGCCUCCGGGGCUCGGCUCCUUGCUCGAGGUAACUAAGCUCUCCCCGGAGAAGAAACCCACCCGGGGGAGGUUACCUUCCAAAACCAAGAAGGAAUUCGUCUGCAAAUUCUGUGGCAGACACUUCACCAAGUCCUAUAACCUUUUGAUUCACGAAAGAACCCACACCGAUGAGAGGCCCUACACGUGUGACAUUUGCCACAAAGCAUUCCGAAGGCAAGAUCAUCUGAGGGAUCACAGGUAUAUUCAUUCUAAAGAAAAGCCUUUUAAGUGUCAAGAAUGUGGGAAAGGCUUUUGCCAGUCCAGAACUCUAGCUGUCCACAAGACACUGCAUACGCAAGUAAAGGAGCUUAAACCUUCCAAACUUAAAUGCUGA